AUGUUUGGCCUUGGCUCAGGACAUCUACUGGACCUGGUGGAGGACGCCUGUUUGGGCCUGUGUUUCGAGGUGCAUCGUGCUGUCAAACAGGGCUACUUCUUCCUGGAUGACACGGACCAAGAAAGCAUGAAGGACUUCGAAAUCGUUGACCAACCAGGAGUGGACAUUUUCGGGCAAGUGUACAAUCAGUGGAACAAGGAGUGUGUGUGUCCCAACUGCAACCGGAGCAUUGCUGCGUCCCGCUUUGCCCCUCAUCUGGAGAAAUGCUUGGGCAUGGGGCGCAACAGCAGCCGCAUCGCCAACCGCAGAAUAGCAAGCAGUAACAACAUGAACAACAAAUCAGAGAGUGAUCAGGAAGACAAUGAUGACGUCAAUGACAAUGACUGGUCGUAUGGCUCAGAAAAAAAAGCUAAGAAGAGAAAGUCAGAUAAGGUAUUUUUACAUUCUUUGAAACAACAUAUACCUUUGGUAAGUUUCAUUGCUGUGGAGAUUCAUGUUCUGUAUGUUGUGUUUUUGUCCACAUGUAAUUGCAAGGGGGCCAAUAGAUUGGUGGUGGUUGUGUGCAUCAUCUGUGUCUUUGGGAGUCUGGCAAGUAGACUGAUAGAUCAUAUGCUGUUCUCUUUUUCAGGGGAGCUUAGUAAUAGUGUCAAUGCAGAUCCAUACAAGUACAACUAUAACACUGGCAUCAAUUACGAAACUUUAGGCCCUGACGAACUGAGGUCUCUGUUGACAACACAAUGUGGAGUGAUCUCAGAGCACACCAAGAAGAUGUGCACCAGGUCCCAGCGGUGCCCCCAGCACACGGACGAACAGAGGAGGGCCGUCAGGGUGUUCCUCCUGGGGCCGUCCGCGUCAUCUCUGCCCGAUGCAGACACGAUGGUGGAGAGUGACUGCUACGACGCCUCAGACGGACAGGUUCUCAUGAGUCGCCUACAGUGGGACGGAUCCUCAGACAUCUCCCCCUCCGAUUCAGCCUCCUCCAAAGCCAGCACCAACAACUCAGAUUCUAAGAAGCCCAAGAAGAAGAAGACGACGUCUCUUGGCCUAAACAGCACAGGAGGAGGAGGGGGCGGCAGUGGGAGUGGAGGGGGCAGUAGCUCCCAGAGUAGUCUAGUAGGCCAAUCCAACAGAAAGAAGAAGCCCAAGCUUCCUGUUCCCUCUGCCCCCAGUAUCUAUGACAACCUAAACUGACAACCUAACCCCCCCCCUCUCAGAGGCAAAGAUGAUAACAUCCACUCACUCACACAUUAAUAUCAGCUCUGAUUAGCCCAGGGGUUGUAACUUCUCUUUUUUCAUAACUGGACACAGCACCCCUUCAUUUGAACACCAUUCUUAUUUGUUUGUUGUUGAAGACAAUAUUUUGCAAUUCCAGUUAUAAAGAAACAUGGAUUGUUCACUUUAAUUAUGUUUUUGUUAAUCAGUGAUUUAGGCUUCAGACAUGGACCAAUCACACUCCGCUUUUUUGCACUCUGAUCUGUUUUCUCCUGAAAACAAAACAUUGCUUUCUUUUUGACUGUCUCUGUUUAGGAGGGGACUUGUGGACUAAUUGCAUCACCUUACGACUACAGUGUUGUUAUUGUGGUGGAGGAUGUCAGUGCCAUCUUGUUGUUUCACCAGUAUUGGGGUACUUGAUGGUCGCUUUAUCCGUACUAGCAUUGUAUUGCACAGUGGUGUGUGUGUGUAUGAAUGUUUGUUGUGUAAAGUUGACUGUUUUCCGUGUUGUGUGCGUGAUUUAAUUUGUUUUCAGAUUACUAUGCAUCUCUGAAUGUGCCAUUGUGGUAGAGUCAGUAUAUGUGUUAUUUUGUAUAUUUAACUUUUUUGGUUUACAUUGACUGUGUCAAGUGAGGAUGUGUAUUUAAUGUCUGCACUCAGUAAAUUGUAAAUGCAGAUGUUGACGUGU
Molecule: messenger RNA, 1900 nt
Organism: Oncorhynchus tshawytscha (Chinook salmon)
Lineage: Eukaryota; Metazoa; Chordata; Actinopteri; Salmoniformes; Salmonidae
Product: ataxin-7-like protein 3
Biological process (GO): regulation of transcription by RNA polymerase II; positive regulation of DNA-templated transcription
Cellular component (GO): DUBm complex; SAGA complex
Molecular function (GO): transcription coactivator activity
Source: RefSeq, a predicted model, not a curated record